GUUUUGUAGUGUACACUUUGGCUCCGUUGUUGCUUUGUAAUUUGACCUGUGAUCCCAACAACUGUAGUAAAGCUCAACGAAAUGUCAAGUCACAGGUAAAUCCUAAGUAUUUGUAGUAUUUCCUUGGGUUAUUAUUAUUGCAAGGAAUAACUUUUUAAUAAUUAGUCAUUUCUGUUUUUAGUGCUUCAUGUUCAAGUGACAUUUCAGUCGACCUAACCGAUGCCUUUCGAAGUAUGAUACUGAACAAGCGUUUCGUGUUGUGGGAUGAUUUUGAAAGCGCCUUAAAAGAGUUCCAAAAAACUACUUAUACUCGUUACAUCCACACAGAAAGCAGAUUGCUGAAGGAUGUCAGGUUCAAAUACCUGUUUGUAUCAUUUAAUUGUACGUUUGGUCAUAAGAGGAAAUCGGAAGGUUUGAAAGUGAGGCAAAAAUCGUCUAAAUUCCGUAAUUGUCGAUCUAAAUUUCGUGUAAGACUAGAGGAGCAAGGAUAUGUCAUCAAAUCCUACAACAUGCUCCACAAUCAUCCAUGUAGUAGUUCAUGGAUGGUAUGUGAUCCAUUGACAAGGAGAUUAUCGUCAGAAGAAAAAGAGAACUUGAAGCCCGUAAUACUUCACUGUGAGUCAGCAGAUGAAGUUAUCGAAAGCAUUAAGGAGAGAACUGGUAAGCAAGCAACUGCUGCCGAUGUCAAAGGUAUGAAAGCUACACUCUCCACUGGUAAUGGAUAUGCUUAGACAGAAAGGCGGAGUGAAGGAACAUUUAGAAAAUGGAUAUGCCACUAGAAUAUGAUGUGUCAAUAUCCCUGCCGUCACAUGCUACUUGCCUACGUUAAAAGACGAAAUCUUACAGGUAAGCUAUAUCAAUUAUGAAAUACUAACUGCAUAGCUCAUCAACUUCUUAGGUAUUGUAGCAGAUGGAAGUUACAUAAUACCCAGAACUUCCAAAAUAAUGCAUUAACUGCAUUACCACGACGGAGUGAAGUGUAUAUAAGUAUUCAACGAAGCCAAAGAAUCCAUAAGCAUCGCAUCAUUGAGAAAUAUGGUGAACGUUUCGCAACGGAAGUUGAGAACAAAGUGGACAAUUAUUACUUAAGAAUUCUUAAUACCAACUUGUAAACUUGAUUUUCUGCUUUAGCAGCAAUGAUUAUUCAAUAAACUGUCAUAAUUUUAA
Molecule: messenger RNA, 1167 nt
Organism: Schistosoma guineensis
Lineage: Eukaryota; Metazoa; Platyhelminthes; Trematoda; Strigeidida; Schistosomatidae
Source: the annotation of a GenBank genome assembly